UUUACAUGUUCUAUGCCCCCCGUGGAUGCCGGGUCGCCGGCGCCGACGUGCACCUAUGACGUCACCGGGAGUCCCGAAGAGCGAAGGACGCUGUGUACACGAGGUUCAGUACGCUGCAUAUGUAUCAGUGGGCGGUGUUAUGUCUGUUAUCCAAAUGAUGUUUGCAGGACUCCUCUUCCUACUUUUCACAAAAUGCAGAUGUAUGCGAAAACAUAUGAUAAAAAAAUUGGAUAUGUGACUACUCCAAUAGCAAUGGUGCAAGCUGGUGUGACCAUUCUAAAGGAACCAAGCUCUCUCCCAAAAAAAGGUGGAGUUUACACCCCAGGAGCAGCCUUCUCUAAAACCAAACUGAUUGAACGUCUCGACAAAGCCGGCAUCCAUUUGUCGGUCAUCAGCAAGACGGAAGCCUGAGAUAUAGAUAUAGAUAUAUAUAUUGCACUAUAAUUACCAUGCAUGACUAGUUGAAAUAAUAGGUAACUUGGCCCACAUUACUACAGAUAAUACAGGACUUUCAUUAAUUUUCAUAUGUAAUCUUACUACAGUA
Messenger RNA from Pseudophryne corroboree (corroboree frog), 544 nucleotides. RefSeq names its product saccharopine dehydrogenase-like oxidoreductase. Gene Ontology annotation, biological process: glycolipid biosynthetic process. The coding region runs from base 13 to 411 and encodes 132 amino acids. The record is from RefSeq and is a predicted model, not a curated record. Lineage: Eukaryota; Metazoa; Chordata; Amphibia; Anura; Myobatrachidae. Gene Ontology annotation, cellular component: lipid droplet; plasma membrane; mitochondrion. The transcript is spliced from 4 exons.